Messenger RNA from Knipowitschia caucasica, 1335 nucleotides. The record is from the annotation of a GenBank genome assembly. Lineage: Eukaryota; Metazoa; Chordata; Actinopteri; Gobiiformes; Gobiidae.
AUGACGGAUGGAGAGCUCCUCAAAAACAUUGACAGCCUCCUUUUUCAGUGUGCGCUUCAAACAAGAGAAGUUUCUCAGAAGAAAAAUGAAAUCAACCAACAAAUUGAAGUUUACAGAAAUUAUAUUGCUAAGGCAAAGUCUACGAUUGAAACAACUAAAACAAGUAUCAAGAGCCUUGAGGAGGAGAUUAAGACAAAACAAAACACUUUGGCCCAAAAUGAAGCUGUUUCUAAAAGUAUGAAAACUACGAGCACCCUGGUCCUGCAUUAUGAUCAAACCCUGAGGACUGAACUGGAGAACAGGAGAGCCAUGUACAACAGAGACAAGGAAGAGUAUGAAAAGAGGAUUGCAAGCUACAAAUCGACCCUCCAGUCAUACAAAGAAUAUUAUUACAAAAAUCCUCUUGCCCAAAAACUCCUGGGGCUGCAGGCGGAGAACAGAGAGAUCGAAACAAACAUCAAGUGCUAUGAUGAUUUAUUAGCAUUAAAGCAAAGCGAGCUGGACAAUCUGACAGUGGUCAAUACCUCUUCCCCAGAAAAAUCCUUGGAAAGUGAGAAACUUGAAAAUGAACUAGAAACAGAGCCAGCUGAAGACGCUAGCCCCGUUUCACCACAGUCAGAGGAACAUCCAAUUUUAGCUGAGAAGGCCUCUGGAGGACAUGUUGAAGAAGAGCAGAGUGCCUCCACUGCCUGUCUUCCUGCAGAGCUGACAGCCACCAUGGACUCUCAGCAGAUGGAUGAACAUCAAGAGGAAGCAGAGACUGGCAUUUCAGAGACCGGCCCACACAGUCCAGCUCUUCUGUUGUUACAGGAAAAAAAUGCUGCACAAGAAAAUCAGGAAAUUGAGCUGGCAAUGGAGUUUGAAAUGGAUGAGGGUCCAGAAGAGGAGCAAGCGGCAAACCAAGAGGAAGAUGAAACUAUGACUUCUUUGAGUCAAACAUCCUCACAAGGAGCAAACCAAACAAACACUUCCCCCACUAGAACUAAACCUGACCCUGCAACCCCAACUUUCCCAUUUACGUUUAGCCCGAGCCAAUCACCACAGAUCUCGGAUACAAGCAAAUCCCCUGCUUUUCCUUUCAAUAUUCACUCCGAACCAAGCACUCCAGGGUUUUUUGGCUUCGGGGCACAGGAUGAGGACCCAGCGUCACCAUUCUCAAGUUCUUUUUUUGAAGAGAAGAAAACUGCAGAGUCUAAGUCCUCCAUGGAAUUCCUUUUUAACCAACCUGAGCCAAGUGAGGACUUCCAGUUUGCCUUCAACACCAAGAGCCCUGAGAGUGGAGGCCGCAGCAAAGAUAAAGCCAAGGGAGACUUUCCAUUUUCAUUUAACUUUUAA